Talaromyces rugulosus is the source of this 1446-nucleotide messenger RNA. RefSeq lists its product as uncharacterized. The transcript has a single exon. Bases 1 to 1446 code for a protein of 481 amino acids. The record is from RefSeq and is a predicted model, not a curated record. NCBI's taxonomy places the organism in Eukaryota, Fungi, Ascomycota, Eurotiomycetes, Eurotiales, Trichocomaceae. Gene Ontology annotation, molecular function: protein binding.
AUGCCGUCUUUGCUCACACUCCCACUCGAGUUGCUGGUGGUCGUUUCUACACACCUUUCGACCAAAGACCUAGGUUUCUUGCGACUAACUUGCAAGCAAGUCGAACAGUCGCUAUACUCAUGGUUUGCCGGGGAAUUCUUCACGAAGAAGCAAUUCAUGCUCACUCAUAAGAGCCUACAAACCUUGAUCGAUAUAUCUAAGCAUGGACGCCUUUCGAAACAAGUCACACAUGUGAUUCUUGCCACAAAUAUGUACCAAGCUGUGCCGCAUGUGCCCUACACAUUCAGAGAUGCCGAUGCAGCCACUAGCUGGGCACAAGGCGUUUAUGAUCAACAGUCACUGAUGAGCACCGGCUAUGAUCGGGACAUGCUGACAGAGGCAUUUGAGAAAUUGGAGAAUCUUCAAGUGGUUGGAAUUCGCGACUUCAAUUCCAAUAAUCGACAUCGAGAUGGCACAAGUUGGAGCUCUUGGGGAGCUCCGACAAUCUUGCGGGAGACUGGAAUCGAAUUGCCAUUUGCCAGCAGCCAAGUCUCAAAUGUGGCAACAAGCUUCUUAGCUCACAUCUUUCAGACGUUAAUUUAUGCACUUGCUCGCGCAGGUCGAAGCCCUCGAGAGAUUGAAGUCUUGCUGCGAAAAGAGCCGUUGCCCGACAGUGCUUUCCAUUUCCCAGCGUUUCUGACGCCAUCCGUCACACCUGUACUGCAGAAUCUUGAAACACUUCUGAUCAGUACAGACCGAAUUCCAACACACAACCCAGGCCACAGCAGUAUCAAUCGUCCUUUUUUGUGCCAAUUUCUCAGACAGACGUACAACAUCCGGCAUCUACGUAUAAAUUUCAACAAGUACCAACCAGGGUAUACUAAGGUUUUCUUGGAAUGGCUUGGUCAACCCGCUGUCGGUGCAGGAGCGGCUCCAAUACGGAUUCUUGAUCCUCCGUCUAUCGCGCUCACGCAUCUGAAAAAGCUUGAGCUUGGUCAAAUGGCCAUCUGGCCAAGUUAUAUGCUCAAGGUCAUCGAAAAAUUCGCGUCUACCUUGAAAGACUUCUGUUUGUGGAAGACUAAUAUAGCUCGUCCCGCCGCACAUUCCAACGUAACAGUCGAUUUCUUAAAUUCUUUAGCAGAUAUGCGCCAAUUGUGUCUCACACACUUCAAGCUGGGAUUCCUUCAACAGGAUGGGCUCUUUAUUGGUUUCAAAAAUCGAGGCCUCGAGGACGCUCCGUAUGACAAAAUCAGAGAAUAUACCGGGGACAACAUGAGCCACUUUAUUCGAGGGCUUAUCAACGACAUAGUCAUUCAACAACCAGGAAGAUCUUACGUUGACGACAGCGAUGACAGCGAUGACAGCGAUGACGGUUCCAAUGACGAGGACAAUGAAGAUUCAGAUAUGCCAGAUGAAGACGGAGAUAGUGAGAACGAUGAAUUCGAUGAGGAUAGCGAGGAUGAAUAA